Molecule: messenger RNA, 1314 nt
Organism: Medioppia subpectinata
Lineage: Eukaryota; Metazoa; Arthropoda; Arachnida; Sarcoptiformes; Oppiidae
Source: the annotation of a GenBank genome assembly
AUGAUAAGUUUAAAAAUGUUGAUGAUGGCCAAUACAACACACAAUUCACUGAGAUUGAAUCCAUUGGCUCAGGUACAUUUGGAACUGUAUAUAAAGUUAAACAUAAAUUACAAAACCAAUUAUAUGCUGUUAAAAAGGUGCACAUUAAAGUCGGAAAAACUAUUUCACGAUGAAAUACAAAACAUGGAAAAAUUGGAUUCAAAAUUUGUGGUUAAAUAUCACGAGAAAUGGAAUGAAGGCCAGCACCUGUACCUUCAGAUGGAGUAUUGUUCCCAAACACUCCGACCAAUAAUUGAGAGCAAACAAAAUAUAUUUAAGAGGAAAUCUAAAAAUCCUAUGAAUAUAUUUGAAUAUUUUAUAACUUGUGAAAUACUACUAGAAAUUCUGCAAAGUGUUCAAUACCUUCAUAGUUUAAAUAUAAUUCAUCGUGAUCUAAAGCCAGAAAACAUAAUGGUUGUCCAACAUGUAAAUUCAAAUAGAUGCUUAAUAUUGGGUGAGUGCCGAUUGGCCACCGAACACGAGCGCACAUCCAUGAGUCACACCCAGCGUCCCGGCAAUGUAUUAAAAUAUAUGGCAACGGAAGUGCAAUGGGGACGAACUUAUGAUGUAAAAGCAGAUGUUUAUAGCCUGGGAGUCAUUGGGCAUGAAUUAUUUGAUACUUUUGGCGAAAAUAAAUUGUCAUUAUUGGAAAAGGGUCAUUUGGGAAAGUAUUUAAAGCAAACCUCAAAUCGGAUAAUGAAAUAUAUGCCGUUAAAAGAGUACAAUUUAAUGGUAACUAUUAGUGUAGAAAAGAAACGUAAAGUUUUAAACGAAGUUAAAUGUUUGGAAAAACUCGACUCAAAAUUUGUCGUCAAAUAUUAUAAGUCGUGGACCGAAGGAAAACAUCUAUACAUACAAAUGGAAUACUGCACGCAAACACUCAAAGAAAUACUUCAAAGUAUUCGAACAACAUUUGAGAGACAAUCAUCGGAACCGAUGAAUAUUUUUGAAUAUUUCAUUUGCUGUGAAAUAUUUCGGGAACUCUUGGAAUGUGUUCAAUAUAUUCACGAAAUUGUUCCUCCUAUUAUUCAUCGUGAUAUCAAACCGGAAAAUGUAUUAAUUUUACACAAACAUAUGAAGCAACCUUGCUUAAAAAUUGGUGAUCUUGGUUUGGCUACCGAUCACAAAAUGACAUCUGCGAGCCACACAAAAGGUGCCGGUACUGUUAAGUAUAUGGCACCCGAAGUACAUUUUUCAACGCACUAUAAGCCGAGUGCAGAUAUCUACAGUUUGGGACUAAUUGGACAAGAAUUAUUUGAAACACACAUGGCAUAA